AUUUUAUUUUUAUUUUUUUUCCCUCCUGCCUUUAAGUUUUCUGAGGACAAAAAUCCAUAAAACAAGAAAUAAAAUUGCUCUGGCCUAAUUUAAGAAAUGAGUAGCGUAUUCAGGUUAUAAAUAUGUUCAUAAUGCAGGAAGACAUCUUGCAAGUGUCAUACUUCAUACUUAUAGUCAUUUACAAUUAGAUUUGACACUUGCAGAGGGACAACAAAGGCCCUAUAUAUUUGCUUCACCUAUAUCAUUUCGUUCAUUUAAUGUGAAAUACUGGUUUCAGUCAAGUGAUGUGACUUCAUAUUGCUGCUGGGGCGGUGGGGUAGCCUAGUGUUAAAGCGUUCGCUCGUCACGCCGAAGAUCCGGGUUCGAAUCCCCACAUGGGUACAAUGUGAGAAGCCCAUUUCUGGUGUCCCCCGCGUGAUGUUGCUGGAAUAUUGCUAAAAGCGGCGUAAAACUAAACUCAGUCAGUCAGUCAGUCAUAUUGCUGCUGCUGCUGCUCCAUUAUUUUAUCUCAUCAUAUCCACAGAUUCUUGUAAUCCACAGAUUUUUGUCCUCCAUGAACAUCUGUCAUGUCUACAGACACCUGUUGGACCCACAUACCCACCUGUCAGCCCCACUUACCCAUCUGUCAUAUCCACAGAUACCUAUCAUAUACAAAGACGCAUCUCUUGUCCACAUACACCUUUCAUAUCCAAAGAAACCUGUCAUAUCCUUAGAUUCUUGUUAUGUCUACAGCCACUUGUCAUACCCAAAGGCCCACCGUCAUAUCCUCAGAUACCAAUCAUAUCCACAGACUCUUCUCGUCCAUAGACACCCUUCAUAUCCAAAGACACCUGUCAUGUCCUUAGAUACUUUUUAUGUCUACAGACACUUGUCGUACCCAAAGGCCCACCCAUCAUAUCCACAGACACCUAUCAUAUCCACAGACAUAUCUUGUCCACAGACACCUUUCAUAUCAAAAGACACCUGUCAUAUCCUCAGAUACUUGUUAUGUCUACUGACACCUCUCUUACCCUGUCAGCCCCACUUACCCACCUGUCAGCCCCACUUACCCACCUGUAAGCCCCACUUACCCACCUGUAAGCCCCACUUACCCACCUGUCAGAUCUACGGAUACCUAUCAUAUCCACAUGUCAUAUCCUUAGAUACUUGUCAUGUCUACAUGUCUACACUUUUCAGACCCAAAGGCCUGCCCGUCAUAUCCACAGACUCUUCUCGUCCACAGACACCUUUCAUAUCCAAAGACACUCAUCAUAUCCUUAGAUACUUGUUAUGUCUACAGACAUCUGUUGUACCCAAAGGCCCACCCGUCAUAUCCACAGAUAUCUAUCAUAUCCACAGACACAUCUCUUGUCCACAGACACCUUUCAUAUCCAAAGACACUCGUCAUAUCCUUAGAUACUUGUUAUGUCUACAGACAUCUGUUGUACCCAAAGGCCCACCCGUCAUAUCCACAGAUACCUAUCAUAUCCACAGACACAUCUCUUGUCCACAGACACCUUUCAUAUCCAAAGACACUCAUCAUAUCCUUAGAUACUUGUUAUGUCUACAGACAUCUGUUGUACACAAAGGCCCACCCGUCAUAUCCACAGAUACCUAUCAUAUCCGCAGACACAUCUCUUGUCCACAGACACCUUUCAUAUCCAAAGACACUCAUCAUAUCCUUAGAUACUUGUUAUGUCUACAGACAUCUGUUGUACCCAAAGGCCCAAAGGCUCCAGGUUCCACAUUCCACAGAUCCACGUUCCAGAGGUAUCAUGCUCCACAUAUCUCAGAGCCACAUUCCACGGGUUCCAGGUUCCAUGUCACACCAAACCAUAUUCUACAGAUCCAUGUCUAAAGGUUCCAAGUUGCACAGGUUCCAGGUUCCAGGUCACACCAAACCAUAUUCUACAGAUCCAUGUCUAAAGGUUCCAAGUUGCACAGGUUCCAGGUCACACCAAACCAUAUUCUACAGAUCCAUGUCUAAAGGUUCCAGGUUCCACAUUUCAAAGAACCAUAUUCCACAGAUCCUCAUUCUACAGAACCUGCCUAAAGUUUCCAAGUUGCACAGGGUCCAGGUUCCAUAUCACACGGGGCGGUGGAGUAGCCUAGUGGUUAAAGCGUUCGCUCGUUACGCCGAAGACCCGGUCGAGGCUUCUGGCACAUCGGAAUCUGAGUCUGAACAUUGA
This is a messenger RNA of Haliotis rubra (blacklip abalone), 2168 nucleotides long. RefSeq lists its product as uncharacterized. The record is from RefSeq and is a predicted model, not a curated record. The coding region runs from base 1152 to 2168 and encodes 338 amino acids. The transcript has 4 exons. Lineage: Eukaryota; Metazoa; Mollusca; Gastropoda; Lepetellida; Haliotidae.